Molecule: messenger RNA, 1788 nt
Organism: Chrysochloris asiatica (Cape golden mole)
Lineage: Eukaryota; Metazoa; Chordata; Mammalia; Afrosoricida; Chrysochloridae
Gene: ASMTL
Product: acetylserotonin O-methyltransferase-like
Exons: 14
Coding region: 1-1788 (595 amino acids)
Molecular function (GO): O-methyltransferase activity; nucleoside triphosphate diphosphatase activity
Source: RefSeq, a predicted model, not a curated record
AUGGUGCUGUACCCGGUGAUCGGGAAGCUGGUACACAAGCGCGUGGUGCUGGCCAGCGCCUCGCCACGCCGCCGGGAGAUCCUCAACCAAGCGGGUCUCAGGUUCGAAGUGGUCCCCUCCCGGUUUAAGGAGAAGCUGGACAAAAGCUCGUUCCCCACGCCUUAUGCGUACGCCAUUGAGACAGCCAAGCAGAAAGCGUUGGAGGUGGCGCACCGGAUGCACUCGAAGGACUCGCGGACUGCGGAUUUGGUCAUCGGCGCUGACACCAUUGUUACGAUCGCAGGCCUGAUCCUUGAGAAGCCGGUGGACAAGCAGGACGCCUACAGAAUGCUCUCGAGGUUAAGCGGAAAGGAACACAGCGUAUUCACGGGCGUUACCAUUGUCCACUGUUCCCGCGCAGGCCGUCAGCUCCAGACGGAAGUCUUAGAAUUCUACGAGGAGACAAGAGUCACAUUCUCGGAGCUGUCGGAGGAGAUGCUCUGGGCCUACAUUCACAGCGGAGAGCCCAUGGACAAGGCGGGCGGAUACGGCAUCCAGGCGCUGGGAGGCAUGCUUGUGGAGCACGUGCGUGGGGACUUCCUCAAUGUGGUGGGCUUCCCACUGAACCACUUCUGCAAGAAGUUGUCCCAGCUUUACUGCCCACCGACCCCCGAUGCCCACCAAGAGUCCAUCCCGGCCGUGGGCAGUGUCGAGAAGCUGAGAGACCCAGAGACCCUCACAGGACAGGCAAAUGCAGGCGAGGGUGUGCAGCAGACUGCCUGCAAUGGAACUGUGGAGUCCCAGCCCCCAUGUCCCUGGGGACUUCUGGAUCUCAUCCAUGGCUUCAAAGGAUCCAAGGUCCUUCUCACCGCGUGCAAGCUGAAGGUGUUUGACGUCCUCAAGGAUGGAGCGGUACUAUCGGCCGCAGAUGUUGCCGCCAAAAUCGAUGCGUCAGUGCACGGGACGGAGUGGCUGCUGGAAGGCUGUGCUGAGCUGGGGCUGCUGCUGAGAUGUGCACAAGGUUAUCGAAACACGGAGUUAGCCAGUGUCUUCCUGGCAUCGGAUGCUGAGUACAGCCUUCAGGGCUUCAUCACGCUCUGCAACAACCACACCUGGGACCUCUUCACACACCUGGAAACCGCUGUCCGAGAGGGCGGGGACCAACUCCGACUAUUAUCCGGGAGGCAGACGGAGGACUUGUUCAAGGACCCCGUCCUCAUUGGGAGCGAGGAGAUGCUACUACAGUGGAUGCGCGGUGCGCACGACCUCGCCAAGCUGAGCGCACAAGCCUUGGCCAAGGCUUUCGACUUGUCUCGCUUCAAGUCCGCCUGCCACCUGGGAGGCUGCACAGGGACCCUUGCCUACAGGCUUGCCCAGGCCUACCCGCACCUACAAGUGACCGUGUUCGACCUGCCAAAGGUCAUUGAGCUUGCCCCUAGCUUCCACCCCUGCGGAUGGCAGGCGGCCCAGGUCAGCUUCCUGGCAGGUGACAUUUUCCAAGACGGGCUUCCAGAAGCGGAACUGUACAUCCUUUCCAGAGAUCCUUACAGCUGGCCCGAUGACGUCCUGCAGCAAUUACUGAGCAAGGUGUCUGAGAUCUGCAAGCCAGGCUGCGCGCUCCUGAUUGCAGGACCUGUGCUGGAUGAGGAGAGGCAGACCACCCGGGCGCAGAUCCCCAUGUUGCUGCGGGCGCACAGCGGCGGGCGCACCACCCAAGGAUAUGAGCGCCUACUGCGCGCGCACGGCUUCCACGACGUGCGUGUUGUGCGCACCGGGGGCCUGCUGGACGCCGUCCUGGCCACAAGGUGA